GGUAGCGCACAAGCCAGGAAACUUCUCAGAGACCUAGAGCUCCACUCUGGAUCUUGGUAGCCAGGUCCAGGCACUUCAAUUAACUUCCAGAAGAUGGCGGACCCUCCAGGACCACCAGAGUGAGAAACUGAUGUCUGACAACAGAGUGAGAGUUCAAAUAUUCUUUGUAGCAGACACUGUGAAUGAAGCACUUGAGGUUGCCAGGAGACUAAAAGCCCAGAUCUUAGCUGGAGGAAAAGGAAAGGGUGUCUUCAAUUGUGGUUUGAAAGGAGGUAUUCACUUAACAAAAGAACCUGAAGUUGUGGGAAAGCUGGCUAAACGAUUGGGUAUGUUUGGGGCAAUAAACCAAACUCCAAAAGAAGAUGUGAAAGUUAAUAAACUGAUGGUUACUGAAACCUUGGACACUUCCAGAAAAACUUACCUGGUGAUUCUGAUGGACAGGUCUUGAAAUGGCCCCAUGCUGGUGGGCAGGCCCCAGGUCACUGACAUUGAAGAGGUGGUUGCUUCAAAUUCAGAAUUUUUUUUUAAGGAGCAAAUUUUUCAAGGGAUAAAGGGCAGCCGAGUUCAGUAGCAGAUAGCAGAAAAUCGAGGCUUCCUUGGGUCUUUGAAAAACCAGGUUGCAGAUCAAAUUAAGAAACUGUAUAAUCUCUUGCUAAAAAUUGAUGCUACUCAGGUGAUAGUGAAUCCCUCUGGUGAAAUUUGAGAAAGACAAGUUGUCUGCUUUAAUGCCAACGUAAACUGUCAUGACAAUGCAGGAUUCUGACAACAGGACAUAUCUGCUAUGGAUAACAAAUCAGAGAAUGAGCCUGAUAUGCUCACUGAAUAUGAAGUUGCCAGACAUGAUCUAAAAUACAUAGGAAUGGAUGGGAACAUUAUCUGCUUUGUGAAUGGUGCUGGAUUAACCAUGGCUACUUGUGAUACCAUUUUCUGUAAUAGCGGGAAGCCAGUCAACUUCUUGGAACUUGAAAGUGUUGUAAAGGAAGCUCAAGUAUAUCAAGCAUUCACAUUGCUCACAGCUGAUCCUAAGGUUGAAGUCAUCCUUGUCAGUAUUUUUGGUGGUGUCGUCCACUGUGCUAUCGUUGCCAAUGGGAUCACCAAAGCCUUCCAGGCAUUAGACUUAAAGGUUCUGGAAGGAACCAGUGUUCAAGAGGCCCAGAACAUACUCAACAAUAGUCCAACAGUGAACUCCCCAUUAUAUUAG
This is a messenger RNA of Rhinopithecus roxellana (golden snub-nosed monkey), 1201 nucleotides long. Its product is annotated as succinate--CoA ligase [GDP-forming] subunit beta, mitochondrial. Gene Ontology annotation, molecular function: ATP binding; succinate-CoA ligase (GDP-forming) activity. Gene Ontology annotation, cellular component: mitochondrion; succinate-CoA ligase complex. The record is from RefSeq and is a predicted model, not a curated record. Gene Ontology annotation, biological process: succinyl-CoA metabolic process; tricarboxylic acid cycle. NCBI's taxonomy places the organism in Eukaryota, Metazoa, Chordata, Mammalia, Primates, Cercopithecidae.